Messenger RNA from Closterium sp. NIES-67, 2062 nucleotides. Lineage: Eukaryota; Viridiplantae; Streptophyta; Zygnematophyceae; Desmidiales; Closteriaceae. The record is from the annotation of a GenBank genome assembly.
CCCACAGCACGCAGUGACUAUAAUGGACGAGCAGGCAAGCAUUGCAGUGCAGCAGUGGGUGCAUGCCGUCACACAGGCAUCUCUUCCCACCACCGACGGCAAUGGCAGCGGCAGCGGCAGCGGCAGUGUUCCUGCUAGUAGUGGCAGUGGCGUGUGUGAGAUCGACAUGUAUGCUGCAUUCACCACUUUGGCCCUUGACAUCAUUGGCCUGGCGGCCUUUGGCAGCACUGUCAGCACUGCGAAAACUGUGGGGAGUCUGGAGGAGGAGGAGGAGGAGGGGAGUGUGAGGGAGGUGUACGAAGCAGUGGAUACUCUGAGCACUCGCAGCACAGAGCGCAUGUUCUCUGGCCGAUUGGCCAUUCCCUUCUACACGUGGCUACCCACCCAGGAGAACAGAGCACUGUGGCACGCAGGGGAGAGGGUGAGACGGCUGUCCCUGGACCUCAUUGCAAGGAGGAGGAGUUCCCAGGCGCGCGAGCCCGGCAAGGACCUGCUGGCAGUUAUGCUGGCAGCCAGGGAUGACGUCAGCAACGAGCAGAUGACGGAUCAGCAGCUGGUGGACGAGUGUGUGACGUUCCUCGUGGCUGGCCACGAGACAACAGCCAAGCUGCUGACAUGGGCGGUCUACCUGCUGGCUCGACACCCCGAGUGGCAGAGGAGACUGCGGGAGGAGGCGCUGCGUGUGAUGGGGGGGGGGGAGAAGGGGAAGGGGAAUAACGGAGAGGGAAACGAAGAAGGGGAGACGGGGGAGGGAGAAGGGGUGGGGAAGCAGGGCGAAGGGAAUAGGGGCGGAAUGAAGGUGAUGUGGCAGCACGUGGGGCAGCUGAGGGAGAUGCACAUGGUGCUGCAGGAAACACUGAGGCUCUUCCCGCCCACUCCUGUCAUUAGCAGAGAGGCCAGCAAGGACACAUCUCUCGGUCCCUACUCCAUCCCAGCGGGCACGCGGAUCAUGAUGGCCAUUGCCAUGGUGCAGAGCGACCCUCGCUUCUGGGGGGAGGAUGCUUUGGAGUUCAACCCAUUGAGGUUCAAGGGUUCAAAGGUGAGCUUCGAGUAGGCGAUAUCCGAAUGGGCCUUUGGACUAUCCAAGACGGGUGCAGAGCGACCCUCGCUUCUUUGGGAGGGGGGAGGGGAGGGGAUGGAUUUUAGAUCAGCCCUUUAAAGCCCAGGUCCCAAAUUAGACAAGCAGGCAUCAAACUGGGCCCAGUUUGAUGCUGACCGCGCUCGCAAACUACCAAAAAAAAAAAAAAACGAACCAACUACCCCUUCGCCACAGUGAGAGGCAAAAUCGAGGUUGGUAUAUCUACGGUGGAAAUCAACUUUGCAACUGGGCCCAGUUUGAUUCGUGUAGUUUCCACCGUUGGAUCGGGCUUGCCAAACCCAACUCCCAUAAAACCCUGCUCUUGCUAGGUUUCCAAUCAACGGCUGUAACCGUGCUUACAAAUUGGGACUUAAUGUCUCCCUGCGUCUCAGCCAUCAGAUCCGCGUUCGGCCCAAAUUGAACUCACCCCAAAUCAAACUGGGCCCAGCUUGCAUACGAAAUCCUGCACGAAGUAACAGAAUCACAAUUUCCGAACCCAAAACACAAUUGGUUUUUCCACCCGCCCAGCUCAAAUUCUGCCAGUUGACUUGCGUGAACUAAUUUGAGAUCUGGGCUUUGAGGUUCAAAUAUGGGGGUGCAGGGAGCAUGUUCCCACCCUCAAGCCUUCGUGCCUUUCUCAGCCGGCCCUAGGGACUGCAUCGGCUCAAACUUUGCUCUGACAGAGGCCAAGGUUGUCCUUGCGCAUUUGCUAAGGCAUCUCGAGUGGGAGCUGUCACCCACGUACGUACACUUGCCGAUUAAUGGGAUCACGCUUAGCCCUAAAUACGGUAUGCCGCUUCGUAUGAGGUUGGUGGAGUAGCCCUCGAUCUUCGUGAUGGACGUGUGCGAUUUUGUUAUCUGCCUUUAUGCCGCCAAUACUUAGUGCUCUGUGUGUAAGCUACUAGUCCUAAAUGGCUUUAAAAAAAAAUAUCCAAUAAGGAUGUUUCGAGGGCUUGAAGAUUUUGUCAUGGGUAUAGCAAUCGC